Symbiodinium necroappetens is the source of this 999-nucleotide messenger RNA. The record is from the annotation of a GenBank genome assembly. NCBI's taxonomy places the organism in Eukaryota, Dinophyceae, Suessiales, Symbiodiniaceae.
AUGGACUGUCCCCCUGUCCUCGUGGCUGUCUGGGCCGCGAGGCAAAGGCAGCUCCCGGAGUUGCCCCAGCAUCUUUGGCAGAAGGUUCAGGCUUUCGCCGGCGCGGACUAUUUCAUUGCGGACUACUUCCCGGAAGACCUGGAAGGUUCCUUCCUUCUGAAGCCCCGUGGCGUCCCCACCCCGGGGAUUCCUGGAGAUGGCCAUCGCGAUCUCCAGGUGCUCUUUGUGGGAUCGACCCAUGGUUGGUCAGCCUCGGACACGCUGUGGUACAACCCCGCAACCACUUCCAACCGCCUGCCCAAAGUCGUGGCAGACAUGAUCAGGCCUGGCUGGGAGGCCGAGACGAGGUGGCCCACGAGGCUUUGCUGCGAGACCGUCUGGGCCUUGGAGUCUCCGGAAGAGAUGUUCCUGGCAAGGAUGACCCUGUUUGAUUGGCAAGGCCUCUACGACAGGCAACAUGUUGGCAGCCCAGGCUGGGGCUUACACAUGGAGCUUGGAAGGGGAAACAGGAGACAGCGAGAGAUGUGGGGCGACAUGCUUGCACAGUAUGAUAGCUACAUCUUCUACUACUCCCGUGCCUGCUCCUGCUCCUUCGGCUUCGUAUGCAACCGAGUCGCACAGCUGCAGGAGGCCCGGGCCCAGGAAAGCUUUCGCAUCGAGGAGCGGCGGAGAUCCAUUGGCUACGGCUGCAGAGAGUACGAUCAUUCCAUUCAACGGCGUUUCGGGAACUUUGAACACAUCCCACUGGUCCUCGCCUCCCUCCCGGGAAAGUGCCGCUGUGGCGCAGAGCGCUGCAGCCGCCAAGCUGCUCCAACCCGGGCGGCCCAGACCCUGGCUGCCAAACUCUGCUGCCCCCUUGUAGAGGUGACUGAUUCCUUCAAGCCGGUGAUGGAGAGUCUUGUCCAGGAAGCAGAGCGCAUCGACGGCAUCACCAAGCUUGCACCCGUCGUGGUCCCACGCAACUCUGCCAAACAGCCCUCCCUGCACCUGGGAGCUUGA